Molecule: messenger RNA, 423 nt
Organism: Lentinula edodes (shiitake mushroom)
Lineage: Eukaryota; Fungi; Basidiomycota; Agaricomycetes; Agaricales; Omphalotaceae
Exons: 3
Coding region: 67-294 (75 amino acids)
Source: RefSeq, a predicted model, not a curated record
UCUAUCCUCAUUCCAACUAGCACAAAACCACUCCAGCCAGCUCGAUUCAAUACCGAAAUACUCACUAUGAAGUUCUUUGCUAUUCUCUCCGCUGUCCUCGUUGUAGCCUUGGGCGUCACCAGUACCACUGCUGCUGCUGCUGCUGCAGAUAUUGCUCCUGAUGCCAACAGUGCUUGCCGCUGCCCGAAGAAUUGCUCUCACAAGUACGGAAGCUCGUGCAAAUUCUACGACAAUGGGAACGUUCUUUCUGGCUCUUGUAUCAAUGGAAACGGUGGGCUCACUUGCGCCACUUGAGUGCGGUCCUAUGAAAGUAUGCCAGUACUUGCCGGGGUAGCAGUUUGUAGCUGUGACCCAAUAGUAUUUUGUUUGACGAUUUUGUACCGUAACGUUUCGAAAAUUGAAAACCAUUAUGUUUAGACCUGA